Molecule: messenger RNA, 1157 nt
Organism: Triplophysa rosa
Lineage: Eukaryota; Metazoa; Chordata; Actinopteri; Cypriniformes; Nemacheilidae
Product: eotaxin-like
Exons: 10
Coding region: 296-952 (218 amino acids)
Biological process (GO): positive regulation of GTPase activity; cellular response to interleukin-1; G protein-coupled receptor signaling pathway
Cellular component (GO): extracellular region
Molecular function (GO): chemokine activity; CCR chemokine receptor binding
Source: RefSeq, a predicted model, not a curated record
CGCAACAGGGGAGGCAGACCACAAGAAAGUAGCAAUUUUGGUUGCGCCAUUAGCAAACUCAACACCAAUGUUUGUUUGGAAAAAAAAUACUUCCAAAUAGGAUAACUACUAACUAAAAACAUCCGAGAAGGAUUUUCGUCGGUGCACAGGCGGAAGUAUGGGGUUUAAAGGGAUUUAAAUAGACGUAAAGCGCUUCGGAGAAUAGCACGCAGCAUUUCUUGAAGAAAACAGAGCGGAUCUGUACAAGCAGAGAAGAAAGAAUCCAAGAAGGCAGAGCAGAAGAUCAACUGUCAACAUGGAAAAACAACAAAUUCUUACAAGAACUUUGGCUGUCAUAGUUGUAAUCGCAUCUGUGAUACCGUUAACAUCUGGAGGAGACCAAAGUGUCAGCAGCUGCUGUAGAACAGUCUCCAGGAAUAUUGUGAAUGAUUCAAUCAUCAGUUACAGGCUACAAAAUCAGAAUUUACCAUGUAUCAAGGCAGUAAUCUUUAAAACAGAAAGGGGGAUAUUUUGCCUUGACUGGAAAGCACAAUGGGUAAGAGAGAAACUUCGCCAGUUUAGAGCUCAAAAUAAACUCGCAUCAACCCACGUGGUGACAUCUACACCAACAUCAUCAUCCAUCAGUAACUUCACUCGUGUGGGAGGAUCUACUCAAACUAACGACAAAGACGAGCAACAAGGCAAUUCCCAAAAACUCAGCGACUGCUGUACAAACGUCUCCAGGAAUAUUGUGAAUGAUUCAAUCAUCGGUUACAGGCUACAAAAUCAGAGUUUACCAUGUAUCAAGGCAGUAAUCCUUAAAACAGAAGUGAAAACCCACUGUGUUUUCUUGAGAGAAAAGUGGGCAUGGAAGAAAAUCUGCAACUUCGAAACUAAUGGAGGAAGCGACUGCGUUAAGCCACGUUCAUGGGCAAAGAAAACGUUCCCCAAGUUUUUUGAUAAAAAAAACUAGCAUCAGAUCGUGUGGUCCAAAACAUCUACACACAUCCAUCAGUAACUUCACUGGGAGGAUCUACUCAAACCAUCUGAUGAGGAGUGUAAAAAUCGUCGGCCAACCAGAGUCGGGGUCAGCUGCUGUAGAGAGGUGUCAAAGGCAAGAAUCCCAUCUGACAUAAAACUGGUUGGAUACAAGCAUCAGAAUGCUCUUGCUCCAUGUG